This is a messenger RNA of Aspergillus japonicus CBS 114.51, 2574 nucleotides long. RefSeq names its product PA and RING finger domain protein. The coding region runs from base 1 to 2574 and encodes 857 amino acids. Gene Ontology annotation, molecular function: zinc ion binding. NCBI's taxonomy places the organism in Eukaryota, Fungi, Ascomycota, Eurotiomycetes, Eurotiales, Aspergillaceae. The record is from RefSeq and is a predicted model, not a curated record. The transcript is spliced from 2 exons.
AUGCGACCACCACGCUUGAUCGUGAUUGUGUUUUGCUUGCUCUUCUUCCCGAUCUUACUCACUUUCUUCUCGGCACUAACCACUUCCUCCCGCGUCUCUACGCCCAGUUCGCUUGCUGGUCAAGCGUCGGGUCUCCAUGCCCUUUUCUCCUUUAACCUUCCAUCCUCCCUCUUCCCGCCCUCCGCAAUCAUCAGUUUGACCGAUGACAACUCGACCUUUUUUCUGGCCAGACCUGCAGCGUUUGGCCCAUUGCUCCCAGACAAGGGGCUGAGCGGCCAACUCUGGAUUGGAAGCGGGUUUGGAGAACGCACGACGGCGGGAGCGGAGGGGGAACUGGGCUGUUCAGAUAUUCCGGGAUGGGGCGAAGGCGACCCUCACAAGCCAGGGACGGCCGACGGAAACACGGGCAAACCACGAACCGGAACCACGAGCGAGGGCACGAAAAAGCAGGCCGACACUCACUCAGAUGCCGACUCCUCUCGUCUCCCAAAGGAAAGAGCGGGGAUCGGCCUUUCGACUGAUGACGGAACCGAUGAUCAUCUGCACCACCCCCUUCCGGAGUCUGCAGGGACAGAUGCAACUGCUAUGGAGAAAUCCGGGGAUCACUCACUGAGCCUACCCACAACCCACGCCGAUAUUCAAUCUCUGCAGGAAAGUGCGGAGAUUGACGGCAAGGUGGUCCUGUUGAGUCGGGGUGGCUGUGGCUUCCUCGAGAAGGUGAAAUGGGUGCAACGGCGAGGAGGUAUUGCUCUGAUUGUUGGUGACGACACUCGGGGUGGAAGUCUAGUCACUAUGUAUGCACGCGGCGAUACGUCGAACGUGACAAUCCCUGCGCUGUUCACCUCUCACACUACCGCCCAUCUGCUUUCUUCCUUGGUUCCGGCUCAGAUGGUCGAAGGUACGGAGGCGGAUGACGCUGCGGCUACUCAAACUGGCCAGUCGGGCCAUCGCACUUCUGGGAAGCAACAUAUUCACACAGCAACAACCACAGUAGUGGCCGCCUCAAGUACGCCCACUAAGCACACGAUGGCCGACAACAGUGUGGCCCCCGCCAGUCCGAAAGGCGGUCUUUUUCAUGCCUUGCUGUCCCUACUGGGCCUUGGUAGCAGUGGAAGACGACCGUGGUUCUCACCUGAAGAUAGUCGUCGCCCGCCAAACAGUGGAAACAUCAAUUGGAUCAUGCUAGAUCCUUGGGAUGACCAUGCACCAUCCCAGCAGCAGGCAGAUGUUAGCCGCUCUACAACAAAAGCAGAUGGAGCUACCAUCAACCGCAAGAAGCAUGGGUCAUUGUCGAGCGGCUCGGAUGCAGAUGGGUUCGUGAUCGGAGUCCAGGACUGGCGAGAUCCAGACCUAGUCGCACCGAAGGGCAGUGUUCUUCCGACACCCACUGGUGUGGUGGGUGUAGAUGGGAACAACGUCCAAAGCAGUGACAAAGCCACCGCUGCCGCUUUGAAAGGCGGCAGCAUCACCCCUGGCAGUGGCGAGUACUACACCAUUGACAAGUCUACUAUCUCGCAGAAAGGGAGCUCAAGCGGCUCGCAGUCUCAAAGCUCGCAUCAUGGCAGCAGCGAAGAUGACUCAUCGUCUGGAAGCGGUUGGCUUUCCAAGCUCUGGUCAAGUAGACAAAAGCCCGACGGAAGCCGGGAUUCGAGCGUCAAAGAUACACUUGCUGCAGAGGAUAAGCUCCGCAAGCCUUCCUCAGUCAGCCAAUCAGGCGCCACGACAGCUGACCACGAGGGCUUGUGGGUCACCUUAACGCCGACGAGCAUGUCUACCAGUCCAUUCUUCGACACGCUCCUUGUCCUUGUCAUCAGUCCGCUGCUUACACUGAGCGUGGUGUACAUUCUGCUGUUGCUCCGGUCCCGCAUUCGCCGACGAAGAUGGCGCGCCCCGAAAUCUCUGGUGGACCGCCUUCCCGUGCGAACGUAUCACACAAUUACCACCUCAUCUUCUGCCUCUAGCUCACCGCGGUCCGUCAGCCCUGGCCCGGUCUCGCCUACAUCGCCCCUUCUGGGUUCUGGAAGCCGCUCAGACACCAAGGGUGCACCCAAAGUGUCGUCUACCAAGAAGGAGAAAUCUGGAUCUACUCUCUGGCGACGCAAGUACACGGGACGACAGGUCGAAUGUGUUGUUUGCCUGGAAGAGUAUGUCGAUGGAGAAAGCCGGGUGAUGAGCCUGCCUUGUGGACAUGAGUUCCACGCCGAGUGCAUCACUCCUUGGUUGACUACACGCCGACGAACGUGUCCGAUUUGCAAGGGGGACGUCGUUCGGUCGAUGGCUCAAAGUAGGGCCGGCGAUAUGCGCGACCCCGCUGCGGAGCAGACAGUCGGGGCAGGUCAGCACACUCGCGAGGUUGAGUCACAGCACAGCGUAUCCUCGGCUCCGGUCCCGAUCACCGGAGGCAGCGAGGACGAGCUGUCUGACGUGGAGCACCGCGCAGGCGCGGACGCGGGAGUGCAUGAGGCACAUGCGUCGUCGGCGCCACCGACCUGGCGCAACUACGCGGCGUUGAGCUACUCUGCGCUGAGCGGGGACACGAUCUGGCACCAGACUCCGACGGACGGGCGGCAAUGA